AUGCAAGUGGAAGUUCAAAGCCUCAGCCUUGAAGAGUGUCCCUGGGGACUUCCAGGCCCCGAAUGUGAAUGUGAAGCCCUUCUGCCCAGUGGGGCAAGACGCCGGAGUGACCUUCACCUGAGUGGGAGGGCAGUCACUGUUUGGGUCCACUUUAGGGGUGGUCCAGGUCAAUUUAACUUGUCAUAUGCCACGGGAAGACAUAAGAAGCCAAUCCCACACCAAAACAUGAACAGGGGAAUGGAAUUUAUUGCUCCUGUGUCAGCUCCCACCAAAUCCGGUGCCCUGUGGCAUUUUCUUUCUCCGGGCCCCACAGAUGCCCAGAGAUCAGUUAGAAUCAGGCCAGGCACCAGAAUGGGCUUGUCCUCAGAUCCAGUUGUCAGCACCUUGUCUUCCAAUUACCUAGCUCUGCUAACUCUCUCUUACAAGCCUGGGAGAAGAGUGACAAGUUCAUACCUAAAUGUACGUGGGCAUGAAGUAAGAAAGCUCCAGAAUUCUGCUGAGGCCACAAGGAUUUCCAGAACUGGCAGUAGUUAA
Macaca mulatta (Rhesus monkey) is the source of this 534-nucleotide messenger RNA. It is a transcript of the gene C3H7orf33, whose product is annotated as chromosome 3 C7orf33 homolog. Lineage: Eukaryota; Metazoa; Chordata; Mammalia; Primates; Cercopithecidae. The record is from RefSeq and is marked inferred.